Messenger RNA from Exserohilum turcica Et28A, 3216 nucleotides. RefSeq lists its product as uncharacterized. The coding region runs from base 1 to 3216 and encodes 1071 amino acids. NCBI's taxonomy places the organism in Eukaryota, Fungi, Ascomycota, Dothideomycetes, Pleosporales, Pleosporaceae. The transcript has a single exon. Gene Ontology annotation, molecular function: sodium:proton antiporter activity. Gene Ontology annotation, cellular component: plasma membrane. The record is from RefSeq and is a predicted model, not a curated record. Gene Ontology annotation, biological process: sodium ion export across plasma membrane; intracellular potassium ion homeostasis; proton export across plasma membrane.
AUGGCGUGGGAUCAUCUCUCCAUCACCAAGCCACAUCUGGUCUACCUGAUCCUCGGCGGCUUCACCAGCCUGUUCAUGCUGUGCUCCUCCGUCAUCAAGGAACGCCUGUACAUUGGUGAAGCUACCGUCGCCACCAUCUGUGGCAUCAUCUUCGGCCCCCAUGCUGCCAAUCUCAUUGACCCCUCGACCUGGGGCAAUGUCGAUCUGAUUACUCUAGAGUUUUCGCGCAUUGUCCUCGUCGUGCAGUGUUUUGCCGUGGGUGUUGAGUUGCCGCGCGCAUACAUGGAGAAGCAUUGGAAGUCGGUCGUCCUGCUCCUCCUGCCAGUCAUGACUUUUGGCUGGCUGAUAACCAGCCUGUUCAUCUGGGGCCUGUUCCACUCGCAUCUCAACUGGCUCGACAGCCUGUGCAUUGCAGCCUGUGUCACGGCCACUGACCCUGUCCUGGCCUCGUCAGUUGUCGGUAAGGGCAAGUUUGCGAAGCGAGUCCCAAAGCAUCUGCGAGAUUUGCUGUCUUGCGAAUCUGGCUGCAACGAUGGCAUGGCCUUUCCCUUUGUGUACCUGGCCAUCUACCUUCUUCAUUACCGACCCGAUGCCAGCAAAGUGGCCUUCCACUGGUUCUGCAUUACAGUGCUGUACGAGUGCAUCUUUGGUGCCAUCUACGGGGUGAUAAUUGGAUACAUUGCAAGGCGUGCUAUUAGAAUGGCUCAUGAGCAUGACCUGAUUGACCGAGAGAGUUUCCUUGUCUUCUACUUUGUGCUGGCGCUCUUCUGUGCUGGCUCAGGCUCGCUCCUGGGCAUGGACGACCUGCUCAUUGGAUUUGCUUGCGGUGUAGGCUUCUCCAACGAUGGCUGGUUCUUGGAAAAGACGGAAGAGUCGCAUGUCUCCAACGUCAUUGACCUGCUCAUCAACUUGGCCUUCUUCGUCUACUUUGGCUCCAUUAUCCCCUGGGAGCUCUUCAACGCCCCGAGCAUUGGACUGACGCCCUGGCGUCUGGUAGUCCUUGGUAUCUUGGUGCUCUUCUUCCGCCGCAUCCCCGUCAUGUUGAUGCUUAAGCCCGUUAUUCCGGAUCUGAAAACGUGGCGCGAAGCGUCCUUUGCUGGACACUUUGGACCCAUUGGCGUCGGUGGUUUGUUCGUUGCCAUUCUUGCGCGCGCCGAGCUCGAGACCGAUACCACGUCGCCCUUGGCCGAACUGCCCAAGCCUGGCGAGGAGAAUUCUGAGCAUCUCAACAUCAUUGAGGCGAUAUGGCCCAUUACCUGUUUCCUCGUCAUUGUUAGUAUCAUCGUCCAUGGCAGUUCGAUUGCUGUCUUCACCCUCGGCAAGCGCAUCAACACCCUGACGAUAUCCAUGUCGUACACACAGGGCAAUGAGAACGGACCUGGCUGGAUGGACCGUCUUCCCCGCAUUCAAUCGCGCUCGAGAUCUUCUAUGGCUCGUCGCCCCUCUGAAUCUUCUUUUGAUGAAAAGUCUGAUUUCGCGGCGGCAACGGGUUUCGCUGGCUCGUUCUUGCGCCGUCAGAGGGAGGAGGAUAAUCCAAGCCGUGCGAGCUCGGUGAAGCCGACCGGUCGAGGCAGACGCUGGGACGCUGGCAGAGGCCCUGGCGGUCCCAUCUCCCAAUCUGCCAUUGCACCCAACAGACGCGAUGAGGAAAAGAUCGAGGCGAUACCACCCGAACAGGACACAGAUACUUUUGCCGAUGCAAUGGCCGCUUCUAGUUCGAGCUCGUCCAACGGAAAGGACAAGGUGAAGAUGCGUCAGCCCGAAGAAGAAAUCUACCAGGAAGGUCACCAGACCGUCUAUGAAGAUAAAGAAGGCAAUGUUCUGGGCGUGAGAGACAGCCAUGGCGAACACGGUGAAGCAAGAAGGAGACACGACAUUGAGAGAGGAGCAGAGCUCAUCAAGGAGAGGGACGUGCAGCAGGGUGUAUCUCAACAAGAACAUGGUAGCACAGCCGAGCAAGCGCCGGGUAACACAACUGAGCAUCCCCACAAGAAUUGGCGCUCUCGGAUGCAAAGUUUCUCGGGACGCGUCCACAAGGAUGGCAAGCCAGCAGAACCUCCAAAGGCUGAGAAGCCUGUGCAUAAACCUGGUCCCGCCCUGGCGUACCAAUAUGGUAACACCAUUAUUGUUGAAGACGAGGAUGGAGAGGUCUUGAAGAAGUACGACAUUCCAGCAGCACCGAAAAAAGGAAAGAAUGGCCAGUCUGCGGCGGAAGGUCCGAGUCGUGCAGUGCAGAGUCUGAAGCGCAUGGGAACCCACAUGGGCGUCCCCACCACUCAACAAGCUGGACCUUCUGGCACUCAGCCCACAAGCAACAAGAAGAAGAAGGCAGCCGAGGCAGCCGCCAAAGAGGAGCAAGACGACGAGAAGCUUCGAUUCACGGUAACGGCUGGUGGGCGUCGUAUGAGCAAAUUGGAAUUUAUCCAGCAAAUGGUACAAAUGAACCCCAAGGACCGGGCAAAGUUUGUGCAAAACAGCGACGUUCCAGAGGCCGUCAAGGACGCCGCAAAGAAGGAUGCGCAAGAUCACACCAGCGAACAGCGCCGUCAAGCCGCUUCUGCGCAGGCAAACGUGCCUCCGGUUCUAGGCGAGCAAGGCGAGGCCGAGCUCCACAAGAUCGAGUCCCCUGCAGCAGAUGAGGUCGGCAAUGCACGUGGCCCUGACGGCCUGACGCUUGUCGACAGCAACAACGAAUACGUCCCGUUCCACCCGGUACGCCAGGAUCUAGAAAAUUACACAAUGGGCCAAAGCAGUGAGACGGCUGCAGAGCGUCGAAGACAGCAAGCUGCAAAACAGUCCUCAAGCCAAGGGCCUCGUGAUACUAGUACCACUACGACUUCUUCACGACCGCUUCACCAACCAGAAGACGAGGACAGCUUCGAGGGCGAAACAGCAGCAGAACGCAAGCGUCGUCUCGGUGCUCUCGGUGUAGGCAAAGACGACUCGCCCGAGUCCGACUCGGAGGAUGAAGUGGAAACAGGCGACCCUCUCGAGACGGGUCGUGGCACCCAAUCGCGAGGUACUGCUGAGCCCAGUAACCAAAAGAUACUCUCAUCCCCGCCACGCACUCCAGGCAUCCGCUUCGCAGAACAGCCACGCGUGCCCACAAAGGACGAGCGCGCUGCCGAGGAUGCGCGCGUAAAAGAAGAAGACGAGCGUGAAAAGAACAAUAACAAGCGCAAGAGUGGCCUAAGCAAGCUUAUCAACCGGAAGUAG